Messenger RNA from Hevea brasiliensis (rubber tree), 794 nucleotides. Its product is annotated as dirigent protein 22. NCBI's taxonomy places the organism in Eukaryota, Viridiplantae, Streptophyta, Magnoliopsida, Malpighiales, Euphorbiaceae. The coding region runs from base 39 to 590 and encodes 183 amino acids. The transcript has a single exon. The record is from RefSeq and is a predicted model, not a curated record.
UUAGCACUUUACAUCACAGCUCAAAAAAUUGCAACACUAUGGCUUCUAUUCUUGUCUUAUAUUUCAUCCUUUUCUCUACACUCUUUAGCAGUCUUAAUGGCAAAUUCUCUGAGCAAUUCCCUUUAGCCAUAUCCACAAAACGAAUGGAGAAAAUGACUCGCCUGAACUUCUACUUCCAUGACGUCCUAAGUGGAAGUAGCCCAACAGCCAUCCUGAUUGCUGGGCCAUCGAGUAAGAUGGCCAAUAAAUUUGGCAGUACUUUCAUGAUUGAUGAUCCCUUGACGGAAGGACCAGAACCUACUUCAAAGCUUGUGGGACGAGCACAGGGAAUGUACAGUUUGGCCUCACAACAUGAUAUUGGGUUGCUGAUGGUUAUGGACUUUGCAUUUGUGGAGGGUAUGUAUAAUGGCAGUACCCUAAGCAUUCUUGGCCGUAAUCCUGUUCUCAAUACGGUGAGGGAAAUGCCGAUAGUUGGAGGCAGCGGACUUUUCAGGUAUGCUCGAGGCUACGCAUUGGCAAGGACAGUGUCAGCUGACCAGAAGACAGGAAAUGCUGUCGUUGAAUACAAUAUUUCUGUUGUGCACUUCUGAAUGUUUUGUACAAUCUGUGGUGCUUGCAUUUGUUCCUCUCGUUUGUUUCUUUUAUUCGGGAAUAUUGUGAAAAGGAAAGUGUUUUGAUUUUCUUAAGCAAUGUUGUUCCAGAGUUCAGAUUUCAGAAUGUUAGUAUUCCAUACUAUGGUUUGAGGCUACUGUUUUUGAGUUUCUCUUGGACAAUAAACGAUUAUCAUUGAAUCA